Messenger RNA from Penicillium angulare, 3468 nucleotides. RefSeq names its product tRNA (34-2'-O)-methyltransferase regulator RTT10. Gene Ontology annotation, cellular component: cytoplasm. The record is from RefSeq and is a predicted model, not a curated record. Bases 1 to 3468 code for a protein of 1155 amino acids. Gene Ontology annotation, molecular function: protein binding. Gene Ontology annotation, biological process: tRNA methylation. Lineage: Eukaryota; Fungi; Ascomycota; Eurotiomycetes; Eurotiales; Aspergillaceae. The transcript is spliced from 3 exons.
AUGUCUUCCUCUGUGGAGCACGUUGAUGCUUGUGUGCCCACAACAGCACUGAAAGCACUUCAAUUGGGAGACCAGCACCUCAUUCUUCAAGGCCAAGGCCCAUUCUUGCGUAUCAUCCAUGAAAAUUCCGGGGACGUUGUAGCAAGACUUCGAGUCUUCAAACGAAACAAUGUUCACGGCUUUCUGGCCUUGCCAUCGCAGAACGGAAGUGAACAAAGCCAUGUUCAGCUUUUAGUCUGGGGAGGGCAGUCUUUAAGAGUGGUGAAUUUGAUACCUGGCGUGGACAAUGCUAUCGAAUCAGCUCCUGGAUCUGCAGAAUUCCUUGCCCCGGACUGGAUUAUGAGCGGAUGUGCCGCAGCGAAAGAUCAUGCAUUAACAGCAUAUCUGGUGACGGCCAACAAUGUCCUCCUUGCCCUGACUUUGAAGCAAUCCACAUCUUCCGAUUACAAAAAUGCAAUCCAUAUAUACCAGCUGGCAACAAAUGUUAAAUCCAUUCUCUGCGCCGCUGACUUGGUUGCAUUGUCUCCCACCCAUAUCCUGAUCACCGCAGGUACCAUUUUUGGAGAAAUCAUCGUGUGGUCAUGCUUUACAGAUGAAAAAAGCUCCGUGGCUAAUUCGAUCGGCUCUAUCCACCACUUUUUUACCGGUCAUGACGGAACUGUGUUCGGUGUGCAAAUAUCUCCUUAUUUAAAGACAUUGCAUGGUAGCCGACCCGGUCGACUAUUGGCCAGCUGCAGUGAUGAUAGAACGGUGCGAAUCUGGGAUAUAUCUGACUGUGAAGGGAAAACUGCCUCAGACCCUUCAGCCUACUCUACUGAUGGGUUCGACCUUCGAAGUACAGGAUUCGGGCCCACAGAAGGUGAAGAUACUGGAGUUCGGUCUGAAAUGUGCGUUGCGAAGGCCUUUGGGCAUGGUGCACGUAUAUGGAGUGCCCUAUUUCGACCUAGUGCAAACACUGGCAUUUCGAACAUUGGAUUGGUUACCCGUGGCGAGGAUGCUGUCUGCAUUGCUUGGGAUUUGAGCUGGGUGUCAUCUGACACCAAACCAACAACGUACAAGUUAACUCAGCAGUUCUCGUCCCAUGCACAUCUUGGAAAGCAUCUUUGGUCUAUGGAUAUUCGCAGUUGCAGCGAUAAGACUAUAGUUUACACCGGGGGUGCUGAUGGAGCAUUGCGAAGCUUUCAAAUCGAUGAAACCAAAAGUUCGGUCUCAACUCCUGUCACCGAUCACUGGCAAGCCCGCCCAGGUAAAAAUACGAUUAUGCACCUCGCCUUCGUUGAGCCGAACACCGUUAUCGCAUGUGACAUCAAAAGCUUAAUUCAAAUUGGCUACGUAAGGCAGGACCCUGCUGUCAAUGUUACAUGGGAAACUUUACAUAUCAUGGGAGAUUUUGGCGCAGUCAACCGACUAAUUGGAAUACCGGAAAAGGGACUGGCAUUGAUAAGCAACGCCAAUGGCCAUAUCAUUUUGUACAACCACCGUCUAAAAUCGGUAUCCGAUUUAGUGGGAUUGUCCGGGAGACCAAUGAGCCUCUUCGUUUUACAGUCAACCCGGUCUGUUGGAGCCUCAAAUCAAGAAUUUUGCUUCCUUGCCUCUUACGCUCAGUUUGAUAUUGCAACCUUGGUGAUGGUCACCGAAUGUGAUAAUGACUGCCGAAAGGUCGAAGUGGUUUCAAUAAAUUUGCCGCAGUCGCCCUUCCAGAUCUCGUCCGCCUCACUAAUUCACAACGACGACUAUCUGCUGCUAGGGUCCAGGCUAGGUGGUCUGUCAGUGCACCGGGUGUCAAGCAAGGAUUCAUCUACUGAACCCCUUAUAGUAGACCGUCGUGUACAUGGCCACGAGGGUACCAAUCACAUUCAACCGAUUUCUUCUGUGAAAGGUGCAACCGGCUCAACACUGGAGUACGUUUUAACAGGUGGACGCGAUGGAAGGAUUUGUGUGCACGAGCUCAACUGUGGCAGUAAUGCAAAUGAUCCAAUUGGCUUUUUCACUGUCCAUCGAAUAGAGUCCGCCCUCGCAGGAGCCGUCGAAGGUGCUUAUAUCGAUGAAGUUACUGGUGACCUACUGGUUUAUGGCUAUAGGUCCCAGAACUUCGUCCUUCAUAAUGAGACUAAACAGUCGGAUAUCAUUUCAGUAACCACCGGAGGAGCUCGCAGGACCUGGACAUUUCACCCGCACACCAAGGAUGGCCAAGGAGGACUUCUGUGUUGGAAGGAUCCAAAUGGAUUACAGGUACUGCAUAUUAAGCAAGAUGACAACCGCCUCAUUAGAGCUGGAAUUCAUGGAAGGGAGAUUAAGGCAUUGGAUAGCUUGAAAUCGAUUCAAGGGUCGCCGCCUCUUUUUGUCACAGGAGCAGAAGACACAAUGGUGCGGGUAUUUUCCCUAACAGCCUCAGCAACUUCAAAUCCAUGGGGCUGUUUUGAGACUUGUCGAGUUUUGAAGACACAUAGAUCUGGAAUACAACACGCCUCCUGGUCAAAGAAUGGCAAAUUUCUCUUUACAAGUGCCGCGGAAGAAGAAUUCUUUGUUUGGAGUGUAUGUUGGAUUCCGUCAUUUGGGCUUGCUACCAAAUUAGUGGCAAAGGGCCCCAAGACAGAUCGCAACUCUGAGCUUCGUAUAACAAGCUUUGAUGUGGUAGAGGUGGAAGAGACUGGUAAUGAGUGUGCAUUCCUCAUCUGCCUAACAUUAUCUAACUCUAUGGUCCGAAUCUUGCAUUAUUCGCCAAAUAAUGGCAACAGUUUCUCUCUUAUAGCAAAAGGGAGAUACAUGACGAACUGUUUGACCGAAGGCCAUCUUUUAGUGCAUGCCUCCUGCGUCACACUCAUGACCGCUGCAACAGACGGAUACAUGACUCUUUGGGAUCUGACCACGACACUUCGCCCUUUCUAUACCAUCGAUUCCAAUUUGCUGAAGUCCAAGCCUUCACUUUCAUCUUCACAGCCUCCUGUUGAGGAUAUUAGCUGUGAGGAUCGCUACAGGAUUCAUUCCAACAGUGUCAAAGCUCUGGAGAAGGCGCCAAUAACUCCUACUCUGACUAUGAUAGUUUCUGGCGGUGAUGACAACUCAUUGUCAAUCUCACUCCUCAAACACUCCCUCGCAUCCGCAACUGGAACCGAUACAGCCGUGUCAACGACAUCAAUCCCAGAUGCUCAUGCAGCUUCGAUCACCGCAGUUAAAAUUUUAAAGGAACCCCGCCUCUUCCACGAUGAUAACGGCAUGGAAACUGUGCAAAUAAUGAUGGCUUCUUCAGGAAACGACCAUCGGGUAAAGAUUUGGAUGAUCAGCCUUGAUCCCUCUACGCACGACGCGAAAAGUAUUCAGAUUCGGUUCAUAAAAGACCAAUACUCUGCCGUUGCUGAUGUUUCAUCACUUGGUCUUGUUUCCGAGACAGAAAACUUCACUGGAGAAACAAAAGCUCAGCUACUAGUGUGUGGUGUUGGUAUGGAGAUGUUCGAAACGAAAAUCUGA